AGGAUUCUGGCCGCUGGAGGCUGUCUCCUCGUAUCUCUGACAGUACUGGCCGCAAUCCUCGUUCUGCACCGCCGGAAGGCCUGGGAAACGCUAUCGAAACGGCUCUUCAUAGCAUACGUCGUAUUCACCGCCGUCAGUGCUGUUUGUUGCUCUGGGAGGGAUCGAUUACUCUCACACAUCCCUGGAAAGUUCUGACACAAAUAACAGCUCCGGUUCCUGCUUGGAGUUGGCUCUGGCACUUCACUUCACCGGGGGUCUCGCUUCGAUGUCGUACUGGUCUUGGGCACUCUCCUUCCUCCUCCACGUAACUCUGCCGGUGAUUGAAUCAAGCCCCAGGCCCAAACUGAACCAGUUGCUAGCUGUUGGAAAGAAAAGAGGUGCUCGGAUUGCAAUCGAAGUUUCAAUCUUCGCUGUGAUUAUACUGGUUCCUGCAAUAGUGACUUCCUGGGAACCGUUGGCUCUUGCUGAUACGCCUGAUUACGGAUCCAACGGGCUUUGGUGCGACUACCAGCAUCACUCUGUGUUCAACUGCUCUGAGAAAGCCCCGUACUACAAUACUGAGCUGUUGGUAGUCAUAUUGCUCUGUGGAUUGCGGAUCAAGUUCAAAAACACCAUGAUAGGGAAGCGUAUCCUCACCAGUCUACCUAGUGUCAUAUUUCUCCUUGUCGGACAAUCGGCAAUUUUACUGUUGUUAGUAAUCUUUCUCACUGCUACCGUUUUGGCU
This is a messenger RNA of Geodia barretti, 724 nucleotides long. The record is from the annotation of a GenBank genome assembly. Lineage: Eukaryota; Metazoa; Porifera; Demospongiae; Tetractinellida; Geodiidae.